Messenger RNA from Erinaceus europaeus (western European hedgehog), 3091 nucleotides. Its product is annotated as leukocyte immunoglobulin-like receptor subfamily A member 6. Gene Ontology annotation, molecular function: inhibitory MHC class I receptor activity. Gene Ontology annotation, biological process: cytokine-mediated signaling pathway. The transcript is spliced from 9 exons. The coding region runs from base 112 to 1953 and encodes 613 amino acids. NCBI's taxonomy places the organism in Eukaryota, Metazoa, Chordata, Mammalia, Eulipotyphla, Erinaceidae. The record is from RefSeq and is a predicted model, not a curated record.
UGACCACACAGUGACAGGGGAGCAUUUGGGCAGCAGCCCUGAGCAUCCCCUGACAGCUGGGGGUAGGGAACCCUCAUCCCAUAGCCCAGGGUGUGUGAGGAUCAGGUUGACAUGGAGGGACCCUGUGGGGAAGGCUUUGAGAGACGAAAGACCCCUGACUCUCUCACUUGGAAGGGGAGUUUAGGAAGGCUGCAGGGCCCAGGCUCCUUCCGUGUGCACAGCUGCCUCAGAGGACACGCCAUGUCCCCCACCCUCACAGCCCUGCUCUGCCUGGGGCUGAGUGUGGGACCCAGGACUCACGUGCAGGCAGGAACCCUCCCCAAACCCACCCUCUGGGCUGAUCCAGGCCCUGUGGUCCCCUGGGGGAGCCCUGUGACCCUCUGGUGUCAGGGGACUCUGGGGACUCAGAGCUGCAGUCUCUAUAAAGAUGGAAGCGCAGAGCCCUGGAACAUACCGAGGCCAUGGGAGCCCGGAGACAAGGCCAAGUUCUCCAUCACCAAUGUGCUAGAUCUCCAUGCAGGCAGAUACCGCUGUUACUGUGUCAGCCCCACUGACUGGUCAGAGCCCAGUGACACCCUGGAGCUGGUGGUGAUGACAGGAUCCUACAGCAAACCCUCCCUGUCAGCCUUGUCGAGCCCUGUGGUGAGCCCAGGAGGGACCGUGACCCUCCAGUGUGCCUCAGAGCAGGGAUUUGACAGGAUGGUUCUGACUCAGCAAGGAGAAGACACGUCCUGGACCCUGAACACACAGCCACACCCUAGUGGGCAGGUCCAGGCCCUGUUCCGUGUGGGCCCCAUGAGCCCCAACCACAGGGGGACGUUCAGAUGCCAUGGCUAUUACAGUGACUGGCCCCAGGUGUGGUCACCCCCCAGUGGGCCCCUGCAGCUACUGGUCCCAGGGGCAUCUGGGAAGCCCUCCCUGCUGAGCCUGCAGGGCCCUGUCGUGGCCAUUGGAGAGAUGCUGACCCUCCAGUGUGGCUCUGCUGUGGGCUAUGACAGAUUCGUUCUGUCCCGGGAGGGCGACCCCCGACUCUCCCAGCUCCCUGGCCAGCAGACCCAGGCCGGGCUCUCUCAGGCCGAGUUCUCCCUGGGCCCUGUGAGAAACUCCCACAGGGGCCGGUACCAGUGCUAUGGGGGUCAUAGCCGCUCCCCUCUGUGGUCAGCACCCAGCAGCCCCCUGGACAUCCUGGUGGCAGGACAGCUGGCUGACACCCCCUCCCUCUCGGUGCAGCCGGGCCCCUCUGUCGCCCCAGGAGAGAAGGUGACCCUGCUCUGUCAGUCAGAGAGCUCCAGGGACUCUUUCCUUCUGUCCAAGGAGGGGACACUCCUGCCCCCCCAGCGUCUGAGGUCAGAGUCCCGAGCUCAGGGGUUCCAGGCUGAGUUCUCCUUCCAGCCUGUGACCGCAGCCCACGGGGGCACCUACAGGUGCUACAGCUCCAGUGACAGCGUCCCCCACCUGCUGUCCCAGCCCAGUGCCCCCCUGCAGCUCCUGGUCUCAGCUCCUGCCCAAGGUCACCGAUGGGACAUGAACAUUCUGAUCGGCGUCUUGGUGGCCCUGGCAGCACUGCUCUCCCUCCUCCUCCUCUUCCUUUUCCUGAGACGCAGUUGUCGGGGUGCACACAGGAAGGCCGGCUGCUGCCUCCACAGUCCUCCAGGAAGUGACCUACGCCCAGCUGACCCUCAGGCAGGGGACGGCACCCCCUUCCUCCUGGUCAGAGGAGCCCCCCGAGGAGCCCAGCCUGUACGCUGCUCUGGCCACCCACUAGCACAGGGGGCUAGACUACAGGGACCCCAGAAGUCACAGAGCCUUCUCUCCUCACCUGGACACUUGCCACCUGGACACAGUCAGCGAGGACUCCCAGGCUCCUGGGGGUGGGGCAUCUCCCAACUCUCAACUCUACCUGCCAAGAGAACAAUAAUAAAUAUAAAUAUAAUAAAGCAGUUGGUUUCUUAACAAUCAAGGUGUGAAGUGACAGUCAGAACAGGAGUGAGUGUGUCAGACACAGGACUGCAGGCAGCGUGCAGCUAACCUCAGCCCAUAACAGCUCACUGCGGGGAAAGUCAGGAAGCAGGGCGUCUGCAACAUCAGGAACUUGGGAAAGAACAGCAACCAGCCGAGUGAGAUCAGAAGGGAAGAUGCACAUUCUAGAGACAUGGGUCUCAGGGUCAGCCAGCCGCUGGGGCCAAGCAGGAACACAGAGCCUCGCAUCUCUGCUGUCGGAUACUCACACACCCUGGAGGGUAAAGAGACUGAUUCAUUAUCGGGCAGGGGGUGGACAGCAUAGUGGUUAUGCAAGAGACUCUCAUGCCUGAGGCUCCAAAGUCUGAGGUUCAAUCCCUUUACACCACUAUAAACCAGAGCUGAGCAGUGCUCUGGGGGGAAAAAAAGAUAAAUAAAAAAUAUAUAUGAAAGAGAGAGAUUCAUGAAUGAGUCUAUACCAGGAGGCGAGAGAAUGCAGAUUACAUUGACAACAUCAGCAAAAAUAAAUCUGAAUUCUCCUCUCUACUCAAUAUGCUGGAUCUUGACAUCUAGGAAGAAAUUAACAAAGAAGAAAAAAGUCUUGCAGAGACGGAGAGCCUGGCACCGAGCCCACCAGCCACCUGCCCGGCUGCUGUCUGUCUGCUCUGGACGGACCGUCAUGCAUCUGGCGCGAGCGUCUCUGGGUUCUGCCUGUGUGACAUUCGCUAGCGUUUGCCCUUCUUCCGUAGCCAGUCAACAGCGUCAGGUUGAGCCUGAUGUCAAGUUUCGAGACCUCCUUUGAAUCUGGAGAGGUGGCAGUCGUUGACUAUGUGGGUCAUAGUCUGUCUGGAGCCGCAGGGGCAGUUCGGGUCGUCUCUGGCUCCCCAGCGGUGGAACAUAGCGGCGCACCGGCCAUGGCCUGUUCGAUAGCGAUUGAGGAGGGCCCGAUCAUCACGUGCUAGGUCAGAGCCGGGUGGACGCUUGCAGGGGUCUGUGAUGAAGUGACAUUCGCUGAGCUUCCUGAAACCGUGCCUCAGUGAGCUUGGGGAGCUUGGGAUUUCAGGCAGGAGCCCAGCACAUCUUUCCACUUCCGUGUAUCCUCUCUUGCCUUUCUCAUAGUGAUUAAAGUGUU